AUGACAGAUGGUCGCUCGUACGACAGCGUGACUACACCUGCGCGAACCAUGCGCAAAGGAGGAGUUGAAGUGAUCUCGUUGGGUUUGGGAAUGCGUUACAACAUUCGCCAAUUACGACAAAUAGCAUCCAGCCGUCGACUCGUGUUCACAGCACGAUUCAGAAAUCUGAAUUCGGUUGUCAGAGUGAUAAAAAGGAAAGCUUGCGGUGCAACAGGUCGGUAAACACUGAAAAAAAUAAGGUAUUAUUAUUACAAGGUGUUAAAAUGUGAGUAGCGUGUUUGGCAGCCAAGGCAAAAUAACCCUUAUGCCUUAUAGCUAGUUUCGAUAGUAGUGUAUGUAAAAGGAAAGACAGUUUUCCUUUUCCUUUUCUUUUUUUUAAACCCUAUCCUUUUAAAUUUUUUCCUACCUUAGGUAUAAAGCCAAGACCACCUCCUCGACCCAAACCUCCACGUCCUGGACAAGCUACUUACUACUGGGAAGGCUGUUAUAAUGACAAAAGAAGACGAGCUAUUAAAUCUAGACUCGGCAACUUCCACAGGCACAAAGAUCCUAUCAACGCAUGUGCUAUGGCAGCCUUAAGGCGAGGUUACGAAGUCUUUGCAGUUGAGAACGGUGGAGAAUGUUACUCGGGCCCACGGGCGUAUCAGACAUAUAACAGAUAUGGACCGACCAAUCGCUGCAGGCGAGGAAGAGGAGGAUCAUGGGCAAUGGAUGUGUACAAAUUUGGAAAACGUAAGUCAAAUUAAAAAUUACUCUGUUGAUCCGUGGCAUAAGAUGCCUUGGACUGGCCGUCUUCAGAAUUAAGAAUAAUCUAAAUCCGUUCUUACGGUAAGAUUACUCCUUGACAUUUACAACCCUGACUGGCUGCAUGACAAUAGUUGUUGUUACAGUUAUUAGCGUGUUUGAUGUGGAAACAAGACGAAAAGGUCAUUCUGCAUUGAAAUAACCCAUUAACCUCGAUUGAUCGUUUGUGUGCCUUCUUGGGCAAAGGAAUAUUUGACCGUAGUAUCAACUGUGGUUAUAUAUGUACAAGACAUUUCAGUUGUUUCAACACCUUGGGAGAAAAAACAUUUCCAACUUCUUUGUCUAAACUUAUUCCGAAAUACUUUCAAUAGAACAAGCUCAAAAAUCGUAGUAGAGAGAACCAUAUGUGUUCACUUUCUCUUGUUAUCUCAUUCGUGACUCGAAUUUUAUUGGGCCUCAGUAUAAAACUGACCAUAGAUUUGUGCUUCAUCCAGUUGUCAGUAUAUUGCUACUGCCAAGAGCAAAAAAGUUCGGUUCAGCUGGUGGUUUCCAAUUUUGGUCUGCUGAACCUUUUAAUGCACAAAUACUGUAAUGAUGUUGUGAACAGAACAAAGUAGUAGAGGUCUCUAAGUAGAUUUAACCAGGAGCCUUGAUAUGUCGAAUAAACACAGCAACAACAGCACCAAAGGUCUUGAUGAAUUUUUCUUCUUGAUGACCAAACAUUAAACUUAGUCAUGAAAUAGAAAUUAUUAUUAUAUAAAUACCAAUGAAAUACCAGGUGAGCUUCGCGCGAAAACUUGAUAUCUUCACAUGUGAAAAUAAAAUGUUAUCUUCACAUGUGAAAAUGUCACCGUUGCUGUGGCUACAUAACAAAUCGCGGCUUUCACACCAAAAAACUAUUAAAGUGAAAUCGUUUGGUAUUUCGUUGGUGUUUAUAUAAUAACUAGAACAUUACAUGGCCGCUUGGAGAUACGAAAUUUCGUAUCUCCGCGCCAUGUAAUAUCCUCUAUAUGCCACAUACUAGUAUUUUGCUUUUGUCUAACCAUCCUCUGUUAUAUUCUAGUUCGUGGCUGGUCCAAUGUCGUUAUCCGAAACCUUGGCUGUUUUAGAGACAAACGAAGGCGAUCUGCAGGACGUAUGGUGGCUAACUUGAGAGGCUUGAAGUAUGCUGUCAGAGACUGCGCGCGCCAAGCGCGAAAGAGAGGUUACAGAAUCUUUGCCGUACAAAACGGUGGCGAGUGCUUUAUGGGUCCGAGAGCUAAAAUCACAUACAAAAUGUACGGUCGAUCAAAGCGAUGUCGAGGAGGGAAAGGAGGUCCUUGGGCAAAUGAUGUUUAUAUCAUUGUCAUAAAAGGUACACUCCGAGAUCUGUUCAGUAGUGACUUCAGAAAACAUCUGAUGACUAAAUAGACUUCUUGUCUUUAGAGUUUUGUGCGCAUGCCCUGUAGACUUAAUAUGGUCAGUGGUGUUCACAGUCCACACUUGUAAGUGGAGUAUCGUCCGAAUCAACCCGAUUAAGGUUAAGCGAAUGGAACGAGGGAAAUUCCAGUUACCGAUCGGAAUAAUUCCUCUCUCAAAACUAAAAUCGCUCAGUGCAACUACGACAAGUGUUCCCGUCAUUGGACACAAAACUCUCAACCUCUGAAAACAUUAUCUCAAUUUUCAAGACUCGCACAAACUCUUUCUCCAAGUUGGCAGAUUGGUGAAAUUAGAAGUCAAAUACCCAUCUUUGUCCAUCAAGGAGUGGAAUCAAAUCAUAGGAAGUGUGUUGUACGAUUUAUAGUCUAGGAAUAUUUAAGUUGAAGGACUAAAAACAAAAAUCGGAAGAAGUUAUUAGCUAUGAUUACUUUUGUGGAAAUAUUCUUUGUCACUUAAAUGCAGCUGAAGCUUAAGCUACUUGCAAACGGACGCAGCAAGUCCCAGCAAUUUUGGGACCUGUUGGCAAAAACUGUUGCGCACGCUUGCACAGGGCUGAAAUUUGACCGGUUUCAAACUUUGCAGAACAACACGCAACAACAUCCAACAACAUGCAACAGGGUGUGCAAACGGACGCAACAUGUAACAUCUAACAAUGUUGGGAGUUGUUGGCCAACAAUGUUGCGUCCGUUUGCCUGUAGCUUUAGUCAUUUUGGUGUUCUGUGUUUUUUAGGUCGACCACGGCCCAGGCCUAGACCGAGACCAAGGCCACGGCCCAGACCUAGACCAAGACCGAGGCCACGGCCCAGACCUAGACCGAGGCCACGGCCCAGACCUAGACCAAGACCGAGGCCACGACCUAGACCAAGACCAAGGCCGCGACCCAGACCCAGACCUAGACCUAGACCACGGCCAAUACCUGUUCCCAGACCGUCUGGCAAAGGUAGGUACAUGUUAAAGAAUGUGUGCCUAAUUGUUUGAACCGUGGAUUUAAUGUUGCGUCCAAUUUGCGCUUUGAAUACAUUGCUUCAGACGUGGCUGCUGUAAAAUCGCACUGAUCGAUACAGAACCUCUCAUUCGAUUUUCAUGGAAGGGUUUGCAGAACCUUAAGAGCUAGGAGUCAAACAGUCUUCUAAUCGAAUCACCUGUUUACGGUCGAAUUUGUUAUUAUUACUACAUCACUCGCUUAGUAUUAUUUUAACCUUUUUCUUUUUUCUCUCAGUUUGUCGUGCGCGUCUGGACUUGGGUUUCUUGAUUGACGGUUCUGGCAGCAUUGAGCGUUCAGGCAGAGGCAACUUCCGGCGCUGUCUAAAUUUCGUCAAAAGAAUGGUAACUUCCUUCAAAGUGUCACCCUCCUACACCCGGGUUGGCGUAGCUCUCUUCUCAUCUCGAACUUGGCUUGUUUUUGGUUUCAACCGUUUCAGAAAUAAGCGACAGAUCUACCGAGCAAUAGAUAGAAUCAGGUAUCCGAGUGGAGGAACAAGGAUUGGAAGCGCACUGCGCUUUGUAAAACACAGACUUUUCCGAGGAAGCAGACGGCGAAAGGUGGGCAGUGCAAAAUGAAAUAUUUUACGUUUUUGCUUAGGAAAGGAAUCAUUUUUAGGAACUUAGAUGUGGAUCAUUUAAAACUGAAGCUGAGAAUUUAAGUUCAAAUGAUCACGCUAUUGAAAAAAAGAUGUGAAACUUGACAACAGCAAACAAGACACAGUCAUUUUUUUUAAUUAAUUUCUUUUUCCCGUGGAAAGCAGUCUUUUUUGACAGCGACAGUGGAGUUUAAGGGUGUAAUUCUGUUUAUCUUACAAUGCAACAGCUAAAGUACAACAUUGCAAUGGUAAGCUGUCUGUGUUACAGCUGUAAUGAACAAUUUACCAACAUACUGCCUCCGAUUUAACUUUGAUGACGUUAGUAUUCUGGAUUUAUUUCUUUUGUUAGGCCCUUAUUUUGCUAACGGAUGGCAUGUCGCAGGAUCGAGUCUUCAGGCCAUCUCUUGCCCUUCGUCACAGUGGAGUAAACACUUUCGUAGUUGCAAUCGGAAGAAGAACGAGCCGUCGACAAUUGACUCAAAUCGCGUCCAGUUCGAAGAAUGUUUUCAGAACAAGCUUUGCCAGACUAAACUCCCUUGUACGGUCCAUCAAGAGACAAGUCUGUACAGGGAAAGGUAGGAUUGAAACUUAGUUUUUUUUUGCUCUGGUAAUUGUAUGUGGGAAAACGUCGUAUGUUUUUAACACAAAUGAGAGUGAAUAUCAAGGAAGGAGUUUCAAAUUAUGAAUUAUUAGUGCCAUAUUCCUUACUGUGCUUACUUCUCCAAGUCGUAAUAUUCUCUUCUACUUGAGCGUUUACGUUUUUUUGCUUGCUAAAUAAGUAUAAGGUUCCUUGGAAAUUUUCAAGUUGAACCAGAAAGCUUCGUUGUUGUGAUAGAAUUUUCGACAUAUCGGGACCUUUGGCUUGUUGCUGCAAAAUUGGUGUAGGCGUUGCAGUUUAGUUAUCGACGCGUCGAUUCGAACUGUUCGGAUGGCAAUCUGGGUUCGAGCCAUAGCGUUCCCAUAGCGAAACCCUGUAAUGGACAAGUAUCUUGUUCAGUGGGUGAAAGUUGUGACACUCGUGGGUGGUUUAUACUACAAGGGAAACUUCCAGCUCUGUGUACCCCUAUGGUUGUGAACACCUUUACUUUCCCUGAAUUGUUACAAAAAUGAUUCUUUUUUGUGCGCAAAUAAUAAAAUGCAUAUGUUUAUUUCUUUCACAGUCCCGGCUGGGCCCAGGCCUUCUGGUCGAGGUAAGUCAAUGCCUUAAUUUCAAAGUUCUAUUUCUUGUGUUCUCUUUCAUUUACUGAUACUUUUGUGGAACUCGUGCUCUCAUUUAAAUUCCAGAUACGUCUUGACUUCACUUUUCUAUUUUUUUUUAUUUAGUGUGUCGUCGACGACUAGACCUGGCUUUCUUGAUUGAUGGAUCUGGGAGUGUCGAAACCUCUGGUCGCGGUAACUUCCGACGAUGUAUUGAAUUUGUCAAGACCGUAGUGUCCUCAUUCAGUAUUUCCCCCAGCCGUACCCGUGUGGGGGUAGCUUUGUUUUCUUCCCGUACUUGGCUGAUACUGAACUUCUAUCGCAGCACGAGUAAGGCAAAAGUGUUGUACACCAUAAGCAGGAUCAGAUACCCUCAUGGAGGAACCAGGAUUGGAAAAGCUUUGUACUUUGUCCUGAAUCGAUUGUUUAGACGAAGCAGAAGAGCGCUUAAGGUAAAACUUUAUAAAGGAAUGAGGCUUCAAAAUUUUCUUCCCAAUAAAAUGUUUUACGUUAUUUCAUUACUCGUGCAAAGGAAUCAAAUUUUUUUAUGUUACUAGUGCAUUUGAACCAUAACGAACGGUCCAUUUUCUCUAAUCUCCUACACACUGUAUCUGAAUUUCGUUUCCUCUACAGGCUCUUGUCGUUCUGACGGAUGGCAUCUCACAAGACUCAGUUCGAAGACCCGCACUUGCUUUACGGAGAAGAGGUGUAUGGGUGUUCGCUUUAGGAAUCGGCAAACGGUACCGAAGAAGACAACUUCAACAAAUAGCUACAAAUAGGCGAUUAGUGUUCACCGGCAACUUUAAACGGCUGACCCAGGUGGCUCGACGAAUCGCAAGAAGAUUGUGCCGAAGUAAGAUCCAAAUUUAGUAUCUUUGUUAUAGAUGUGAAAUACUCGCCCUAACUCUAGGAUUUCUGGCCCGUCAAGCAACCACUAUGGUAUCUUCAACGUUUUUGUUGUACUUGGCCCACGCCUCUUACCUAGGAUAGCUUUUUUUAUUUAAGUCCUUGAAUUACUUGUUGUUAAUUGCCAUCCAACCUGCUUGCAUCUGAUCAAUAAUAAACAUGUUUGUGCCAGGUCGCCCACUUCGUCCCAGGCCUUCCCUUCCAGGACCCAUCAUAAGGCCAAGUGGCCCCGGUAAGUCAUUCGAAUUUUGUAUUUCUUGCAUCCAAUUCGUUUCUCAGCCAAUCACAAACNGCCCUAACUCUAGGAUUUCUGGCCCGUCAAGCAACCACUAUGGUAUCUUCAACGUUUUUGUUGUACUUGGCCCACGCCUCUUACCUAGGAUAGCUUUUUUUAUUUAAGUCCUUGAAUUACUUGUUGUUAAUUGCCAUCCAACCUGCUUGCAUCUGAUCAAUAAUAAACAUGUUUGUGCCAGGUCGCCCACUUCGUCCCAGGCCUUCCCUUCCAGGACCCAUCAUAAGGCCAAGUGGCCCCGGUAAGUCAUUCGAAUUUUGUAUUUCUUGCAUCCAAUUCGUUUCUCAGCCAAUCACAAACAACCAGAUGCCUUAAAACAAAAAUUUCCUUUUAAGUUUUCCCGACGAAAGUGUGAAAAGUUUGUCAAAAGAAAUCUGGUCGGAAAUCAAAUGGUUCGCGCCAUUCCCUUCGGGGAGCUUCAGAGAACAUGGGUUGUGAUUUGAGGGGAUGCAAUUGUUCUACCCUUUUUAGUCUGUUCAGCUGAUUUGGAUAUACAUUAUCGGUAAUUAUAACGGCUCGUUCUACCACCACGUCAAAUUUCAUAGUUUUAUGUUUAUGCACAAGAUUUCCAGUCGUUUGGUUUGUGUCAAUGGUAAGCACCACGGGUGAAAAAAGAAACUGAGGAAAACUCUCUACGUAGUAUUAGUAAAAAGACGUCGUAAAACAACGCCCAACGAUGAGAACUGGGCAAACUCCGCCACUCGGUGCCCGCUUAAUUUAGUUUCACAGCAAGGUCGGCAAGUGAAGACCUGAGAGUGAGUUAAACGUUAGCAGCAUGAAUACCAUAAACAAUCAGGCAAUCAAAGAGUGGCAAUAAAUGACUGUCGUGCUUAUUAUAUAGCUCGGCAUUGCGAACCUUCACACGAAAGCUAAGCAUUAUUAGGAUUUUUUUUUAUUAAAACUAGACCCUUUUAAGUUUCAGUGUGUCGCAGACGUCUUGAUUUGGCUUUCUUAAUUGACGGAUCUGGAAGUAUCGAGGCGUACAGUCGAGGAAACUUCCGUCGAUGUCUCAAUUUUGUCAAACGAGUAGUGGCGUCUUUCCUCAUCUCCCCGAGACACACCCGAGUUGGCGUUGUUUUGUUCGCUUCCCGUGCAUGGCUAGUGUUCCAUUUCAGACGCUUUAGAAACAAACAUGGCGUUUUAUACGCUAUAAGUCGCAUCAGGUACCCGAGAGGAGGUACGAGAAUCGGACGGGCGCUAAAAUUUGCCAGAUAUCGGUUGUUUAGAAGAAGGAACAAUAGACGGAAGGUAAGUGUUGAAUAUAAAGUCCUUCAUUCAGAGCCAUUCCCCAACUGAGUCGGAUCCAGUAAUGUCCAUCCCGUGGAAAGUGUUGACGGUCGGACAGUUUUUGCAGUUGCUGAUUUAUGACACUUUACAGUUGAGUAUGAUGAAAGUAUUUGAAACCAAACGUAAAUUUAAGCCUUCUUCGAAAUCUUAGAUUCUAAAUGUCUUAGAAUCCUGCCCUCAAGUCUUCGAAAAAUAAUGCUUUUAACCAGACUAACCUGUUAAGAAGCUAUCAAGAAUCCAAACACAUUUUCUAAGCCGGUUUAAGGUUGGGGUUAGGUUGUGCCUUGUCGCCUGAAACAAUUCUGUGUUUGGAAACCUGAUGAAACACUCCUUCUUGUGUUUAAGGUAGCAUUAAGAUUCCGAAUUCCAGGAAGAAAAACAAGUUUUGCUUGUUGGAUAGCUCUAAUAUCUAUUUUAACGGACACACCAAAGACAAAUUGCUCACGGCUUGUAACAAUGAACUAUGCGAUUGACGAAACAAUUGUCUCUUCCUUGGUGUUACUAUAUAUGAUCUACGAUUUCCACUCCAGGUUCUUAUCGUCAUGACUGAUGGCAUUUCACAAGACAGGGUUGUAAGACCGUCACGUGAUCUCCGAAACACGGGCGUGCGUAUUUUAGCGCUUGGAAUCGGCAAAAAAUUCAGACGGGUUCAGCUUAUUCAAAUGGCAGCGAGUCGACAAUAUGUGUUCAACGCUGAUUUCGGAAGCCUGAACCGAGUGGUGAGGUCCAUCAAACGAACAGCAUGUGGAGGUAAUUAGAAUGGGUUAUGGCGCCAUAAACCAGUGCUUUGUUCAAUAUAACUAGUGAGCACUCUUUUUAUAAGAACGUUUUUGCAAGAACGUUCAGCAUUAAGUUUGCCAAAAUAUUUAGAACAUGCUAACAACAUACCCGAGGCUCAGAGAAGAAUAAUUUAUUUUUCACAGCUUGUAAAUCGUACUUUCCUAAAUCCAGAAAAUCUGUUUUACAUAAUGUCCUACAUGGAAUCAGAGUGCAAGUAAAAUUUUGUUCUUUCAACACAUUCCUAUUGUGUAUGGUCAACGAUGCAUGUACAUUGUACUUGUACAAUUCAUUAAUGUGAAAACUAUAAGCAUUGUCUUGUCUUGCCUAUAUGUACCUUAAAGUUAUCAGGUUUCCGUUACUGAAAUUUAAGAACAUCCCUAAGGACUUAUCCAGGCUGAAACUGCCCAGAAAAUAUGAACUGUCCAGGCUCAACUCAAAAGUGGACGUUCUCAUAAAAAAGAGUGUAGUACAAGUGUAAUGUACAAGAGUAGCUGUAGUUUUCAAACUCUGAAGUAACUUAAUAGUCACUUGUCUUGGCUCGAGAUUCCUUCGGGAUGGAAAUAUGAUAUAUGCUUUUAUGAGACUAUGAACGUGUUGCAGAAGCUGCGCGAGAUAUGUGAGAAAAAAACAAUUUGAAACCCAAUUUAGUUUAGUCAAGUUAAAAGGGCAACUUACGUGAAGGUUUCACCUCGCCUAAGAUGCACACUCUCAUGCCUGGAAUAGCUAAUAAUCAAUCUUGUGUCUGUGUUGUAGCCAAAGGACUGGGGCGAGCUAGAGGAAGAGGCCGAGGAGGGCGUCGUAUACCCUGGAGAGGAUUCGGACGUAAAUUGCGACGUGGCAGACGAAUUCGUCGAAUAAUGAUGAGGCGACGUGGACGACGAAUUCGUCGCAUACGCUGGCGUCGCAGGCGGAAAAUGAUACGUGGCCGACGAAUACGUCGCAUAAGGAUGAGGCGGCGUGGACGACGAAUUCGUCGCAUAAGGAUGAGACGACGGGGACAACGAAUUCGUGGUACACGCCGGCGUCGCAGGCGAAAAAUGAUGCGUGGACGACGAAUACGUCGCAUAAGGAUGAGACGACGGGGACGACGAAUUCGUGGAAUACGUCGACGUCGCAGGCGAAAAAUGAUGCGUGGACGACGAAUACGUCGCAUAAGGAUGAGACGACGGGGACGACGAAUUCGUGGAAUACGCCGACGUCGCAGGCGAAAAAUGAUGCGUGGCCGACGAAUACGUCGCAUAAGGAUAAGACGACGUGGACGACGAAUUCAUCGUAUACGUCGGCGUCGCAAACGGGAAAUGAUGCGUGGACGACGAAUACGUCACAUAAGGAUGAAGCGACGGGGACGACGAAUACGCAGACCAAUCAGACGAAGACGAGGGAAGCAAAGUAUGUGGAACUGAUAAUCGCAUACUCUAAUUUAUCUAUGUUGUUUUAGCUUUACAGCAGUGGUGCAUAAAACGAGACGUAAGUAGUAAUAACCUCCUUGCGACUCUCUUCCGCAGGGGCCGGAAAGAAAAGAAGCUUAGUUAUUAAAAUACCCAACCAUAACGAUGGCAUUGGUGAGUCACCAGGCAANUUUUUUUACUGUAGCAUUCUGUGUCAUGUUCAUUCACUAUUUUUGGUUCCUAAAUGUUAAUUUUAGGCUUAACAGUGUCUGUUAAACCUAAGAAAGUCUUAGAAUUGAAAUACUUUAUUUACCUUCCAUCUUUAGUUCGUAAACAGCCAAAUGGCAGCUAUGUCUAAAUGUCCAGAUUAUGUGUGGCGUGAAAUUGAACCUUAAGAAAUACCCUCUACACGACAAGCUGCCCAUGAGUCAAUAAUUUUAAUGCUUAGUACUGCCAAAAUGCUUAAAUAACAAUGAUAAUAGUAAAAAGCAUAACAAUUUUUUACGAUUUUCUCCAGGAUGAAAGCGUUUCCUUUGCGGUCCGCACCUAUUUGUGAAGCUGCGAUCUCAGCAAUCCAAGCAAUCUUGUGAUAGUUUUUUCUUGUUUGUUCGACAAAUAAAAGCCUCGGACUCUCAAUAAAAGGGACAUCUGUAUGUACUCGAACGCUUUAAGUCUAUCUUCUGCUGAAUAAUUACAUAAAAUCUUACAAAAUUAAAGAAAUAUUCGGGAAAGUGGUUAUAGCCGAUUAGCCGAUAAAACGCGAAGGACCCGAGUGAAAGGUAAGCUUGCAGUUUCUCGAUCAAGCGGAGGACUUAGAGCUAUUUUCCUUCUGAUUUACUGAUCCUUACCUAUUAAGGGAUUGUUUAAUACCCAAGCUCCAAGCGUAACAUCUUGAAGCAAUAACUUUUGAUGUUUUAGAAUUGACUUUUGUUUGACUAUAAAAUGUUUGGUCAGAUCGACCAUACGGCAGAAAUAGCAACAUGUGCAUACUUCAUCGGUUUUCAAAGAACUGACAAGGUAAAUAGAAAUUAUUUUUCAUCUCACGUUGAAAAACGACACAUCUUUUCCACAAGAAAUAACUAGAACCUCCCAGACUUGGCGGAGACAAAACCAGUCCGCGUGUCCUGCGUGUUGCGCAUUUCUUUCGCGUCGCGUGCGACUACCUUGGCAUGCGCAGAAAAUGUGCGCAGUAACAAUAGUGGGCACCGUCCUUAAGCUGUGCUGAAGUUUCAAACUCGAUCAUGACCACCUUUCCUACAUCCAAUAUCCUGGGCGUGUGAAUUUGUCAAUGCCAUGACGAAGGAAGGCUUCUUAAAAGGAGCACAAGUUUGCAAACCUUGUCAUAAUCUCAUCACUAGAAUGUUGCGCAUUCACUGUCAUUUGAAUAUGCCUGUGUCCAGACUAUUGCACGGCAGUUACCUUCGUCCAUUACCUGUUACAAAUCUGGCUAACGCAGACUACCUAUUUGCAAACCGUGAUAAUUCUUUUAGGCUCCUGCUUAUCAUCGGUAAAAGUUAUGUCGGUAUUUCAUCUCCCCAUCGCUGUAAUACCUGUACAGCAUCAAGGACAAAUAUGAAGGAAAGCUGUAAACUGUGAUAACUCUCUUAGGCUCCUGCUUAUUAUCGGUAACUGAUAUUUCAAGUAUUUCAUCUUGUUAUCGAAAGAUAUCUUACUAUUGCUGUGUUUUCUCUACAGCAUCAACGACAAAAAUGGACGUAAGCUGCCUGUGGCACUUCAAAUCGUCUGUAAACAAUUCUGUUCUUAUUGAUGAAGUACGUGGUCGAAAAAUCCAUUUAGAGGGCGGUGCCCUUGUAACAAAUACAGCCGAAAGGGGUCUGGUUGUAGAUACCAAUGGCGGAUGGAUUUCUCUGAAAGAAACUAAUGGUAAGUUCCGUAGAAACGACGUUAAUAACUGGAACAAACGCGUCAAAAAAGAACACAUUUACCACACUGUGAGGUUUUAGUGAAAUAUUAAACAGUAUAAAAGAGGAAGUCUAUCUUUCCCAACUCUACGAUUGUGAAGGAAGAAGGAGAAUAUACUGAAGGAGGCCUUUUUUUACUUCUAAUUGUGUGAAAUUCAUUAAGAGAAUCCAAGUUUGUCCUUCCGAGAGGAUAUAAAGAGGACUGAAAAGAAAGAAUGUUCAUAGUCUGAGAAAUGACAUGGAUAAUUAUCAUUAUUUUAUCAGUUUUUGCCAAGUAUCACUACGAUUUUGCAAGACAGUAUGCAAAUAAAGCUUGCAGGAAAAAUCCUUGCAUUCGCGAACAAAGGUUUUGGUCUUUAGGCAGUAGGCGAUGGCUGCAUGUCAUUAUUGCUGGCGUCGUGAUGAAAUACAUCAGCGUAAAAACGCUUUUUUUCCGUAUCUGAUGCUUUUAAUGGUUUUAUUGCGUUAAGCGCUAACAAAACUGAAUUAUUCGUUCAGACACCUGCUUUAGUGAUCCCGGACGCUGCGCAGACAACGGCAUAACGGUCAUGUCGUGGUUAAAACUCAACAAAACGUCGCUCAACAAGACGACAAGCUCCUACAUCAUGUCGAGUGGCGGCCAGUCUACUAAAGCGCGUGGUUUUGCCGUUUUGUAUUUGCCAACGAGGUACAUCGUGAUACUAAGCAUAAAGAACAAACAGUGGAAACUGGACACACCUGUUCUUCCUAGCGGUUGGUUCAACCUCGCUUUCACUUGGCGGGAAAAGGGUCAACUCAAGCUUUUUGUCAAUGGUACCCUCGUAGCCAGCGCUAGGCCGGCACUUGUUUCCAGACCUCAGGAUUCGUUCACAACAUUUGUAAUUGGUCGGCCAAACAAUUCAGAUCAACCGCUGUAUGGCUUCCCAUUAAAGAUCGAUAACUUGGCGUUCUGGGAAAGAGAACUAUCUGAGCGGGAAGUCAAAACUGGUAGGUACUUUUGCUUUUUAACUGAAUUAAUGUAAGAACAUUGUAAUCAGUGUUGAUUCUAGCUAUAAUUCACGUUUAAUAGUUCGCCUAACAUUAUGGAAGCAGUGAUUAUUUCGAAAAACACCAGGCAAGUUGAUUUUACCAAAAAAAUAUCCAGCCCAUGAAAAUAAACUGUCAGACUGAAUUUAAUGAAGUAUUUUUUUAUUUUACCAGCAAUGCACUUUGAGUCAAGCAAACUGAGUAAAUUUCAAGGGAAAGACCAGAAUAAUUAAGGUAAGGUGUUAUUUUACUGUGAUCUUACCACGGCAGUUGCUUCAAUACCAUGUUCUGUGAUGAGACACUUAUAGUUUCGUUUGGAGAAAAGCGGAGAUUCCCAAAGUGCGCGGCUGGUUAAAAACCCUUGGAUCAGUGGCCUGCUUAGAAGCGAAAAAGUUCACGUUCCGCUGACAUCAAUGAGAAGAAAUUGUAGACUGGAACAGAAGUGAAUGCAGGAUUACAUGGCACUCAAGUGACCUCAGGACGGUCACGUAACGAGAUAAUUGCAUCAAAGAUGUUUGAUAGUUCAAGCCCGCAAUUCUCUUGUCACGUAACCGUCCUGUGGCCACAUGACUGCUGAAAACCAAGCCAUUUUUGCCGAAAUCAGGAGCGAAAUAUCUAGAAGCAAAUAUUUUGUACGUCCCAGUCCCAUUUCUUCUCAUUCACUUUCUGUUUGCCUUUCUACUCACAGACACCGCAACCCAAGAUCAUGAAACGACAGAUGGUCGAUAGAGGUGGCAAGAUAUGUUGAUAUAAUAUUUUAGGAUUUGCAUGAAACUGUGUCUAAACUUCUACUAUGC
Molecule: messenger RNA, 13317 nt
Organism: Porites evermanni
Lineage: Eukaryota; Metazoa; Cnidaria; Anthozoa; Scleractinia; Poritidae
Source: the annotation of a GenBank genome assembly